AUGUUCACGCUCUCACUCCUCAGCCGAGGACAUGGGAAGUCGGUCCAGAACAAACAGAAGCUAGAAGUCUAUUUUGAACCAGAGGAUUAUUUGAACUGGAAGUCCCCAGAAGAUUAUGUCCUAGUUCGCAGACCACAAGAUGAGAGUGACGACCCCCAGGACUCCUGGAGCCUCUUUCUUCCAAAAACUUUCAGCACUCGAAAGGGCGCCCUCAUCCUCUACUCAGAAGGGUUAGCCAUAUCAGCAUGGACACCAGAAGAGAGAAGAAAAGGCAUCUACCAUUCCAAAGGCCACAGGAAGAGUCUAGAUCUCAAACUGCAUACGCUGCAAGACCUUCAAGAAGCCAUCUUGGCAUAUGGGAGGAAAGAGAGAGAGCAGAACAGAGCAUGGCAACCGUAUCUGCACUUCCAAAGCCAGCCGGAGAGCAAGCCCCAACGGCAGAUCCAGCCUGGGUAUUCAGCCAAGAGAUACCUCCGAGGCCUCUUGUGGAAAUGGCCCCCAGACUCAAUGUACAGGCUCCAGUGUGCAGGAUGCAUCAAGGAUUCUGUUCUGCUCCAGGACCGUCAACUUAAUAUACCAAAGAAUCUUAGACCACACCAGGACCUUUCAGGUGUUCCCCCAAAAUACCACUUCCUGCCUGUCUUCCCUACAUUUUGGACUCAACAAGGUAACUCUUUUGAACAAGGUCACCAGGGCCUGGAUGAGUGGGAAGCUGGGGCUGAUGGUGAUGUGAACAAGGGCUCUGCAGCCAAGAACCACGGCAGCCAAGGGGUCCAUUGGCCGCCACUCAGGAAGCACCUUCUGCAGGAAGACAAAACCCAGGCAGAGGACACGUCAACAGAGAAUCACCAUCACAUGCAUGCUUCAAAGGAAAGUCACAAUGAAAAGACACGACAAACCUCAGUGAGAGCCUUGGGGCAUGCCCACAUAGAUCAUUCUUGGCUCCGGAGCGACAAAUCCCACAUUAUGUUCUAUGGAGACUCCUUCCCCAAUAGGAAGGCAGAUCUUGGUGGCAAAGAAGGAACUGUGAAACUCCUCAAGGACAGAAGUAGACACUUAUUACAGGAGCCGCCUGUGGAAAGAUGCCUUUUUCCUUCAGUUCCAUCAGCCUCCGGCCUAGCAAAAAACACCUCUGAGAAAGUGAAACAGAAAAAGAUGUCAAAGCCUUUGAAACUACCUCCUAUCUCAAAAGAACCAUCUAGAGUCCUGGACCCCCUAAGGAGUGAAUUUAAAGCCAAGGAGCCCCCAAGAGAGCUCUUCAUCUUCCCACUGGAGAUCCAUUUCCAUAAGCAUCACCUCUCAAAAGAAAAAUCCCACAGAAGAGAUGCUCCAUACCCUGCAUCAGGACCAGAAAUGCUAGAAGCCAAGCCUUUAUGGAGACCUCCUCUGAAGUACUCAUCCUCAGAACGGCCAUGGUGGUUAAAAGAGCAUCUCCCAGUGGAUAUGUCAUCACCUCAAGAUGAUAAAGCCUCUGCCCAGGAUGCAGUCCCAUCACUGGGUCCUGUGCCCCUGAUCAAAGGAGGAAGAGAGUCAGAGAGCCAGAGGGGCCUGGACAGCCCCAGGACAUCAGGCUGCAGCAGCCCCAUGGGUCCCUCAAAUGUGAGACAGCCCAGGAAGGAGCUCCCAGCAGAAGGAAAAGAUUCCAAAGACCCAACACUGGGACACUUCUUCCUGAGUCCAGAGGGAGGAAAAGUCUGCCUGUCCAUCCCGGGACCUACUGAAAGUGAGGAUUUUCUGCCAGUUGAAGCCUACAAAUCUGUGAAUUCCAGUGCCAUUCAUUAAAAGGAGGAUCCUGCAAUUAAGUAUGUCCUGAAGAGGGUGCAGCCAGAGUCAAACACUGAAGAUGGAAUCAAUCAUCAUGAAACCACAUCUGUGAGCUCAAAGCCAGCUGAGCAGGGAGCCCAGCAGUCCUUGGAGGCAGCAGCUCAGAAGACAGGAGAGCCUCAAAGUUGUAUAAAUAAAGAGCUGAUAUGUUCAAACAGAAAAGAAUUUUACACGCGCAAGCUGCACAUCGACAUGACGCCGUUCCUGAAGGAAAGUAGAGAUGACCUGGACCCUUAUGAAGAACCAGAAGAACCCCUGGAAGAAAAUCAUCAAGACAGUCAAGAUCCCAACGGCCAGAGAAGCACCACCCUUGAGCCUCUCAGUUCUUCCCUGCAUGAGCACAGUCAGGUCCUGGAGCCUCACUCUGUCCAAAAGGUGAACAGAGAUAAUGAUAGACACCCCCUGCACAGAGGACUUCCAGGACAUGAGCUGGUGACACAAGAGAGAGUAGAUGCUGUAGCUACAUCAACUCUCCCAGGAGAAAGAGAAAGAAGACCUGAAACAAGACGGUUCAAACAGCGGACACCCACCAGCAUCAGUACUGAGAAGGAACUGACUGACAAAGCCAAGAGAAAGAAAAGAACAAAGACAGACAAGUUCAAAGUCCCUACAGGGGAGAGAGAAGGAAAGAUCCACAGUGGAACAGAAGCUGCUGUUGGAAAGUCAAAGAAAUCAAAGGUUGAAAAGAAAUCAGAGGUAACCCUCAAAGAAAAAAAGCCAGGAGCCAAAAGGAAAAAGAGGCAGAAGGUCAAGAAUCUAGAGAUAGCUGAGUCGAGUGGGCCUGAUGUCAACAGUGCUGAGGAAAGAGAAGACACCUCGGAGAGAGAGUUCUUCCCUCCAAGCCCCAUUGUAGAACACCUGUGGCUUUCUCCCAAAGAUGAUGCUCCAGAGACCCAAGUCUCUAUAGAUGAAAGAUCCUCGCCCACCCAGCUUGUAACAGUCACUGAAAACCUGGAACCCGAAGAAGAGGAAAGUCAUGAUGACUCAGCCAAGGCCCUCUUUGCCAAGAGAGAGCAGGAGAAAGCGUCCCGGGACAGGCUUCGAGCAGAGAAGGCUGAGAUGAGACGCCUGGAGGUGGAGAGGAAGAGGAGGGAGCAGGAGGAGCAGAGGCGGCUCCAGCAGGAGCAGCUGGAGCGGGUGGAGAAGAUGAAGCAGGAGCUGGAGCUGGAGCAGCAAAGACGCGCGGAGGAGAUCCGCUUAAGAAAGCAGAGGCGCGAAGACGAGCAGCGGCAGCAGGAAGAGGAGGAGAUACGGCGGCAGCUGCAGUUGCAGGCAGCUCGUGAGCGCGCUCGGCAGCAGCAGGAGGAGUUCCGGCGGAGACUGCAGGAGCUGCAGGAGAGGAAGCAGCAGGAAGAAGCCGCGAAGGCUGAGGCAGAGAAACAAAGGCAAAAGGAGCUGGAAAUGCAGUUAGCAGAAGAACAGAAGCGCCUAAUGGAAAUGGCUGAAGAAGAGCGGCUAGAGUACCAGCGGCGGAAACAGGAAGAGGAAGAGAGGACUCGGCUGGAGGCAGAGGAGAAGAGGCAAAGAGAAGAGGAAGCGGCAAGGCUGGCUUUGGAGGAAGCCAUGAGGCAAGCCCAGGAACUUGCCAGGCAAAAAGCUAAUUUGGAAGAACAUCUUCAUUUCCGUCAAGAGUUCCUUAAGGAAGCCAGCGGCCUGCAGUGGACACACAACAUUUCCAGACCAUGGGUAUACUCUUAUUUCCAGUUCCUGCAAAUUCCAAGCAUUAAGGCAAAAGAGAACUAA
Elephantulus edwardii (Cape elephant shrew) is the source of this 3567-nucleotide messenger RNA. RefSeq lists its product as uncharacterized. Lineage: Eukaryota; Metazoa; Chordata; Mammalia; Macroscelidea; Macroscelididae. The record is from RefSeq and is a predicted model, not a curated record. The transcript is spliced from 25 exons.